Motacilla alba alba is the source of this 5399-nucleotide messenger RNA. It is a transcript of the gene IL4R, whose product is annotated as interleukin 4 receptor. Gene Ontology annotation, cellular component: membrane; external side of plasma membrane. Lineage: Eukaryota; Metazoa; Chordata; Aves; Passeriformes; Motacillidae. Gene Ontology annotation, molecular function: cytokine receptor activity; protein binding. The transcript is spliced from 8 exons. The record is from RefSeq and is a predicted model, not a curated record. Gene Ontology annotation, biological process: cytokine-mediated signaling pathway; production of molecular mediator involved in inflammatory response. The coding region runs from base 2572 to 4965 and encodes 797 amino acids.
AGAAUCUGUUGGUGAAUCUUUUGCUUUGCUAUGUACCGCUUGUCUCAUUUUAUUCAGCGUAUAUAGUCAGUGCUUUAAACUAGAGAGUAAGACAAGAUGUGCAUCAGUUUAAAAAAGAGGCAGUUUUAAACAGGGAAUGAUGCUUUAGCUGUACAAUUGCAGCAACAGUGCAUUAAGCAGUCUUGUUUAUAUGACCUCUUGAUUUGGGCAGGAGUUACUCUUUGCGCAUAACAGUUUUGCAGAUUAUACCUGUUAAUGCAAUGUGACCCUAAUUUCCUUAGAAGACCACUCCAAAAGUUAGUACCGUUUUUCUUGGUAGUAAAUGAAAUAAUUCUAAUCACAUCGUAUUUUUUUUCAAGAAACAGAAAAAUUAAGUGAUCAAAGCAUGUAGCUUAUACCAGUAACCAUGCAGAUCUGCUUCUAACCCCGACAGAGAUUUCUUUCCUAAUUUUGGGGAAGUGACUUAUGUCUUUGCAAUUUACUUUCCUCAAAUAUAUCAGAGUUACUAGGUUUGCUGCGAUUUUAGUAUUGUCUAUAUGUGUUACAUACUUCUUUUAUAUUGGUAUUUCAUUGUGUGGUAUAAUGAAAAACUUAAGAGGUAACAGGCAGAAGAGAUGUGGAUGUUUUAAUUUUUUUUCCUUUUGCAGUUUCAUUAAAGCACUGGCUUAACUCCACUUUCGUCCACACGUGCAGAUCCAUUCUUCCAUGAGAAGAUGGUUUUGGUCUGCCAUCUGCUCAUUUGGACGUGCUUACGUGGUUCAGAAUUCUUUGCCAAAGUUAUAAGAGUUCCAAGAGUUUCUUGGAACUCCAGUCAUGUGGCAGUAUUACCUAAUAGUGGAAAGUAAAUGCUUCCUCUCUUCAGAAUUCCAGGAAAAAGGGAAAUGAAGGAUUUUUUUUAAUGCCAGAGCAGUUGGCUCUUUUAUUCUGAGCAGCAGCCAAGGUGCUUGUGUUCUUUUUAAAAAAAUGUAUUCCUGUGCUAAGUCACAUUUCAUCUAUUCUCAGAAUAUGAAAAAAACUCAGCUCUUGAGUAAUAGUUCUCUCAAGCUCUUACGAGAAAUUUGUCUUUCAGGUUUGUUCUUAAUGAAGAACUAGUCGAUGAGCAGUAACUGUCCCAGAGAAGGUCACAGAAGAGUCUCCAUUCUGAUCUUCUAUUUUGACUAACAAUGUCCUUAUCCCUUAACUUCUAAGGUGGAUAUUUUCAGACAGACAGACUCACCUCUGUCAGACACAUGUAAUGUGGUUCUGCUGCAUGGUUGGUUUGGGGAAGAGAGUUUUGAACCACCAUCCACAAAUACCUUACAGUGGUCUUUUCUACUUCAGAAUCUGACCAAUCUUAUGCAGAACACCCAAUACUAUUCACGAAGAGAAAGAGAUCCUCUCCUCUCCUCUCCCUUUGAAAUAAAAACUAGUGUACCACCCGGGAGCCCUGCAGGUAUAAACAGAACAGCUGAAGCUUGCAGGCAGCAAGAACACUCUGUCCAGAUAUGAAAGUUAGAAAAUUUCAAAAGCAUGAGAGGAAGGGACCAAAGGGUUGUGUCUUAACAAUGUGCUGCUGAACAAAUUUUAUCCUUCUUUAUACUGAAAGCAAAGCCAAAAGCAUAUUAGUUAGCAUGACUUCACUUACAAAUUUACCAGAAUUUUAAAUGCAUUAUAUCUGUUCGUACUUAUAUGAAAGCUGGUAGCCUCAUCUUAGACAUUCAGUAGCUACAUUGGUAAAAAGAUCUUGGGGACACUUGCUAUUUUUAAGUCUGAAAUUAAUUAUUUCAUCUGUUCUCCAUUUACUGAGACAGUUUUGCUAUGCUUAGGGACAUAAAAGAUGCAUUAUUUUUCUUUUCCAAAGUUGUUCUGGUUAUAUAAUGAUUAGGUCUGUGUUUUACAACUUUUUAAUAAUUAAUGUUUUAGUGAAUCUGCAUUCUUUUGGAGCAAUGCUCAGAGUUCUUUGCUAAAAUUCUUUUUCAAAAGAGGUGAUAGAUUAUUUAGGUACUGGUGAUAGGACUUGGAGAAAAUAUUUUAGUCAAUAGAUUGAACACUUCAUUCUUAAAUUCUUUUACUUAUCUGAGUGGAAUCAUAGGGCUUUGGUGACAAUGUCACUGAUUUUGGAGUAGUACUUACCCUUUUUUACCCUUUACAUACUAGCAGCCUUUCUUUUCUAGUAGCUGAAGAGAGUAGCUCCACUGCCAAUGUCAGUCCCGUGUCCUCUGUAAUGAAAAUUUUGCAGAAAAGUCUUCUAGCUCAUCUGUGUUCUCCUUAUUCUUCUACAUGUCUUAUUCCAUGAGCUAAUUUUAGGGGCCAGAGGUGGGAAACAGGUACAGCACGGAGUCUGAAUUCUGACAUCUAGUAGAGUGGUAGGAAAAACUACACCUUUACCUCAGCUGAGACAGGGAUGUAAGCUUAUUAUCUUUUCUGUUGCAGAAUUGCAGCAGAGUUUUUCCUACUGAGCCUCACCAUUGCUAAUAAUGGGGAGAUUCCCAAGUGCUGCACCAUAUACCCUGUGGAUCCUUUUCUUUUCAUAUACAACAAAUGAAGUUUUGACUGCAGGACACAUACAAGAAUUUGCAUGCUUCACUGACUAUGACAGAGAGCUGGUUUGUCACUGGAAGGUGCCUGCACAAAUCAAUUGCUCCAAAGAAUUUGUGCUCUACUACAGCAAGGAAACUUCUGUGUCUUAAGCCGAGAGCCCCCAAAAAUCUUGCCAUUGAGAAAGCUGAAAAUGGUAAUUUCAAUCUGAGUUGGGAGGAGGGCUACUCUCAUCCAUCCUUUCUCUCUGGACAGCCAGUCAUCUAUGAAGUGAAAUACUGGAGGAAGCAGCAUCCAACAGAGGUUUCUGUAAAAGCAAUUAAUUACCAGGCAAAAAGCUUUGAGAUUACUGCAAGCUCCUUGAAGAGAGGCUAUGAUUAUGUUGCAAGUCUCAGGUGUAACUACGUGGACUACCCAGCCUACUGGAGUGAAUGGAGUGAAGAAGUUGAAUUUCGCUAUGAUUACCAGGUGAAGGCUGAAGACAUUCUGCAGAUGGCUGUGCCCACAUCCUGCAUACUGAUCGUGGCAGGAUCCAUCAUUUGUUACUUCUGUUUCACCAAAGUGAAGAAAGAAUGGUGGGAUCAAAUCCCAAAUCCAGCAAAAAGCCAAUCAGUUGUAAAAAAUGUCAAGUUUUCAGUGUUGUGCUACUUUGAUGAAAUCAAGUUCUCGUUCCAGGACUUAAAGCAGAGUCACAUGGAACAACAAAUAAGUUGCAAGAACUGUCUGGCUCAAAGUUUGUCAAGCCAAAACUUCAGGGGAAAAGAUAACAUCAGAAAUGUUGAGAAAUCUUGCAGUUGCCACAGCAAGUCUGAAGAGUGGUUGCCAAAAGGCAGCAGUGUAGUUUUAACCCCUGAUACAAUACCAGUUGAAGAGUGUAUAGAAAUCUGUGUAUGUUUAACAGACAGUGAAACUGAGAGCCAAGAAGAAACUGGCAACCAGAUCACCAUGUCUGAGCCUUGUGAGAGCAGCAUUGGUGCUUUCAGAGAGCACCCUGAACACAAUGAGUUACUAGCUAACAUGUUUGAUGCACUCCUGGCAAAUGAAAAUAACAUGCAAGACAAUAAAGGCCCAAACAUCCCCAUAGCUGAGAGGAAAACCUUAGAGAACAUUGGGUCUGAAAAUCCAUCACAGCAAAAUCCAAAAGAAAGUGCAGCCCAGAGCCCACAACCGUGUGAUAUUUCUCAUACAGCUCCCCUUUUCACCAAAGCUUCUCAAGAUGACUACAAUUGUAGUACAGCCAGCAAAGAGUCAGAACUAUCAGAAGAAUCCUUUGAAUCUGGCUAUCGGAGCUCCAGCAUAAAUUCUGCUUCUCUGGAUGCAAGAGAUCUUCAACAAAUGGCUCAUCAAAGCCAUUUUCUGUGUCGUUCUGAAAGUGAGCUUGACUCUUGUGUCCUGAUCCAGGAGUCUACAAAUAAAUCAUUGUUUGGAACCAAAACAGACAGAAUAAACAGCCCUGCAGACAAGAGUUUUGAUACCCUUGCAUCUGCAUCCAUGGGGUUGUGUGGUUCUGCUUACAAGAGCUGUGACACCCUUUUGUCUCCAUCCCUGGAACCCUGUGGCUCUGCCUACAGGAGCUUUAAUAUGCUUGUGUCUGCAUGCAAGGAACCAAGCAGCUCUGCAUACAAGAGCUUCAGUGCCCUCAUGUCUCAGUCAGUGGCUAACAGUAGCCUGACUCUGGGCUUUGAAAGCAUGCCUUCCUCACCGCCUUUGAGACAGUUAUCAGAGACGCCCGAAUGCUGCUGCAGAGAUCAAAGUGCUCAGCCUGCUAGCAAUCAGAUGUGUUACAACAACUACAGAUCUCCCAGCACUGAGCCUGAUUUUCCAAACACCUGUUCAGAACAUACUGAUUUUCCGUCUUUGUCCACACAUGCAAAUGAAGGUGCUUCAGGUUUUCUUUCAGAGGAAGAAAUGCAUAAGCAAGUAAUAUAUCAGAAUGUUCAAAGGAAAGCCAAUGUAAUUUCUUGCCCCAUUGCACCUCAGCCAUCUGGCUAUCGGCCUUUUGGUAGUGCAGGUAAAUGUAAUGGUCUAUACUGGGACAGUGACAAUGAGAUUAUGUUUACAUCACUAUAUGAAUCCUUCAUUAAUCUCUGCAACAACCUGAGUGAAGCACCUCCAGAUACUGCAGUCUGUGAAUCUGACCCAAGGAUAAAGGACGGUGUGUGUUUGACUGUUCAGGGUUCUGACUGCACCACUGUCCCAGGUUUAGUAUCUAGUGAGAAUGACACACAGACUAGUGAUGGCAGCCCUUGGAUCAACAGCGCUAAUGAACUGUAUGGUGAUAGCAUUGAUGAAAAUACCAGCAGAGAUGAACAGCUGUUGCAUUCAUUAGAGAUUAAAUGUCAAGAUUUAAACAGCAGAGAAAGAGCUACAAAGGCAACAAAAUGGAAAAGCUUUAACCCUACCGGUAAAGUAAUGCAAGAGGGUGGUGAUAACAGACUAAAAUACUAGCUUCCACUCACACGACCACUUGAGGGAACUUGGAGAUGCAGGGGGAAGUGAAGAGGUGCUGAAGCAUGCAGAUGGGGGCGGGGGGUGUGGCUCAGCAGUCAGCCUACCAGCAUCACUGGACAGUAUGGGGCUAAACUUAGAAAAACUCCAGAGCUCCUGGAGCUCCAUGGCUCAGACAAAGUGCUACCUUGUAAUUUUGUGAGUAACUGCUAUCCUUCUGACUCUCACACCAUUCACAGUGAGGACUCCAGACUGGCACUUGCAGUUAAAAAAAAAAAGACCAGUAUAACUAUUUAUGGAAAACAGCAAGAAAAAUGAGAAAAAAAUGAAACUUUUGUGUGAACCCUUGCCCAAGAGGACAACUGCUAUAUGGACAUAUCCUAGCCACAUUUGCCAAGACUAGUCUUUGGAAAUAAACUGCAUGGCAAGUUGAA